UGGCGGGAGGGGCUGCUCAAGUCCAGCUUCAACUACCUGCUGCUGGAUCCCAGGGUGACCCAGAACCUGCCCGCCCGCUGCCAGCUCCUCAGCCCGGCCGAGUGCUUCCGGACGUUUGUCCGCGCCAUCUUCUACGUGGGCAAAGGGACGCGCGGCCGGCCCUACCGCCACCUCUACGAAGCCUUGACCCACCACCGGGAGGGCCAGGGGGCGCCGGCAAGGCAGGUCUGCUUGAAAGUCCAGCACAUCCUGGAGAUCUGGGCCGGGGGACAGGGGGUGGUCUCCAUGCACUGCUUCCAGAAUGUUGUUCCCGUGGAGGCGUACACCCGCGAGGCCUGCAUGGUGGAGGCCAUUGGACUGAAGAUGCUGACCAAUCAGAAGAAGGGGAACUAUUAUGGCCUGGUGGCCGGCUGGCCCAUGAAACGCCGUCGCAGCCUGGGGGUCUUCCUUCUGCACCGAGCUCUCCAGGUCUUCCUGGGGGAGGGCGAGAGGCAGCUGCGCCCCGCUGAUAUCUGAACUGGCC
Protobothrops mucrosquamatus (brown spotted pit viper) is the source of this 523-nucleotide messenger RNA. RefSeq names its product ankyrin repeat and LEM domain containing 1 (gene ANKLE1). The transcript is spliced from 4 exons. The record is from RefSeq and is a predicted model, not a curated record. Lineage: Eukaryota; Metazoa; Chordata; Lepidosauria; Squamata; Viperidae. Gene Ontology annotation, molecular function: endonuclease activity. The annotation marks the transcript as partial.